UGUUAUUUUCUCCUAACUUGAAGAAUCUUAAUUUUUAUAGUGUGCUAGCCUUUCAAUUAAGUUUUAAAAUGUCUGGUCGUGGUAAAGGAGAUAAAGGGAAAGGGAAAAGUAAGACUCGUUCGAGUCGUGCAGGUCUGCAGUUUCCUGUUGGACGUAUUCACAGACUUUUACGCAAAGGUAAUUAUGCGGAGCGCAUUGGUGCUGGUGCUCCUGUCUAUUUAGCUGCUGUUCUUGAAUAUCUGGCUGCCGAAGUUCUCGAGUUAGCUGGAAACGCUGCUAGAGACAAUAAGAAAACUCGUAUAAUACCUCGCCAUCUUCAGCUGGCUAUCCGCAAUGAUGAAGAAUUGAACAAGCUUCUUUCGCAUGUGACUAUUGCCCAAGGUGGUGUAUUGCCGAAUAUACCGGCUGUUCUCUUGCCAAAGAAAACUGAGAAAAAGACUUAAAAAGGUUGGGAGAUAAUUCAUUUGCAACAAUCAAAUUGUACCAUUAUCCAAACUCCAAACUGUUUUUAAUGCUUUCAAACAUGUCUGCCAUUGACGUUGUUUCUUUACGCUUAUCUGCCAUUGACAUUUAAUGCGGUUCUUGUGUUUGGUUUUAGUGACUUGGUUGGUACAUGUGCAAAAUAAGUUUGAACUAAUUUUUAAUUUGUGUUGGAAGCAAGUAAUAUUACUUUUGUUUAACUGAAAAUUUCCUCAGUAGCUUUACAUGGGGAAAUGUCAAAAUUUUUAUCUAUUUUCUGAGUCACUCUUGUUCAUGUUUAAAUGGAAAAUUAUCAUUGCUUCUUUUGUAAUGUGAAGUUGCUGAAAUUUGAGUUGUACUCGUGGCAAAUAUUUGGAAGCAAAUUUGGUUAUUUAAAUUUUAAGGAAGUAUUUGAAUUUUAAAAACUCAUUUCAAACAUGUAUUUUUAUUUCUGAAAAAUUGAGAUUUAUUAAUUUUGGCAAAACUAAGACACUUUGCUGGCGACUGUUUUAUAAUGCUACGAUGAACUUUAAAUUCUUUAUCUCGUAUAUCUUUUAUUAUGAAAGCAAAUAAAGUCAUAAGUAAUUAAUUAAGCUUUUUAUUUCUUAGUAAUCUAUUGGUGCGUUAUAUAUAAUUGACACAUCAGAAGUUCAGAUCUUUCUUCCUAAGUUUAAAUUUUUGCAUAGAAUAUGAAAUGUGAAUAAGCUUCUAGCGAGAAUUGAAUGGGAAAGAUUCACAUCAGAGAAAUAACUUGAAAAUCUUUUGGGUCCUUUAAUUGUAGAAGUCGGUGUCUCAAUGUAUAACAAAUACUCAUUUCACUUUUUCGCAUGGAAUAACCAGAUGAAAUUAAACUAACGGUAUUGAUUUUAAUGAAUGUGCUGUUACUAAUAUUUAGUAGUGAGCUGAAUGCAAGAAAUAAGUAUUUAGAAAAAGUAAGAACCACCUUGGCACAAUUUAGCGGUUUUUUUACAGAAGAAAAAAGAUAAUUUGGUGAAUUUUCGGAUUGCAUGUUACGACGGAUAUAGUCAACUAAAGAACUAUUGUGCACAUGUUUGCCAGAAUUUGGAAAUUUCUACUAAGGUAGUGUGGUAAUACGUGUAAGUACUAGAAAUAUGUUGGAAUAUAUAAAGGAAAUUUGAUUGUUCAGCAA
Molecule: messenger RNA, 1609 nt
Organism: Stegodyphus dumicola
Lineage: Eukaryota; Metazoa; Arthropoda; Arachnida; Araneae; Eresidae
Product: histone H2A-like
Cellular component (GO): nucleosome
Molecular function (GO): DNA binding; structural constituent of chromatin; protein heterodimerization activity
Source: RefSeq, a predicted model, not a curated record